UCGAUCUUACAUGUGGGAUAAGGCCUUCUAAAUUCUGCUGCCUGCCUAGGGCUGAGUGACACUCACUACACUUUGAAACCAGUGGCUGUAGUUGAAUUCUUGAAAACACAAAACUGGACAUGUCUAACCACACUGAUCAGGAAUCAUACGAGGAGAUCGAUGAAGAUGAGAUUCUGGCAGGCCUGUCGGCGGAGGAGCUCAAACAGCUCCAGAGUGAGAUGGACGACAUCGCUCCUGACGAGAGAGUGCCGGUGGGAAUGAGACAGAGAGAUGCUUCUCAAAAGACAACAGUCCAAGAGUGCAGUGAGCCCCAGUCAGAAGAGGAGAUCGAUGAGGAUGAGAUUCUGGCAGGCCUCUCAGCAGAGGAGCUCAAGCAGCUCCAGAAUGAGAUGGAAGUAAUCGCUCCUGAUGACAGAGUGCCAGUGGGAAUGAGACAGAGAGACCAAACUGACAAACCACCCACUGGAUCAUUUGAUCACAGAUCACUGGUGGAAUAUAUGUACUGGGAGAAAGAGUCCAAACGUAUGCUGGAGGAGGAGAGAGUUCCCACAACUCUUUUACCCAGUCAGAAGAAAGCCCAAGAGGAGCUUGAAGCAGAAAAAGAAGAUAAAGUUGAAGAGGUGGAAUAUGUCUAUGAGGAGAUCAUGGAGGAGGUUGAAGGAGGAGAGGGAGAUGUUGUUGUUGAUGAAGUGAUUGAAGAAGUGAUAAUGGAGGUUGAAGAAAUCCAGCCUGUCAAGAUAGAACCUGAUGCAACUGUCCCUGUAGUGAACUCAGAAGAUGAUUUACAGCCUCCUCCAGAAAUUGCAGAUACUAAAGUUGAAGACAAGACUGAACAAUCACGACUUAAUGAGACAGAAUCUAAAGCGAAUGAGGAGACAAAAGAUUCCACUCGGUCUGAAAAUGCUCCCUCAUCAUAUGAGAACUGGGUUCCGGAGAAAGAGGAAAGGGUCAUAUCCAAGCUGAAGAUCCCAAAAUUUGCACUAGGUGGAAGCACUUUAGUUAAAAAGACUGCAAGACCUUCUGGAAAUGAAACCAAUUUGGAGACAACUUUGGAUAAAAUCCGCAACAACAGCCCCUCUGUCAAAGAUGUCAAUCUUAACAACAUUGAAAACAUUCCCAAAGAAAUGCUCCUUGAUUACGUUGACGCACUCAAGAAGAACAGACAUGUUAAAACAUUUAGUAUUGCAAACACUGGUGCAGAUGAAAACGUGGCCUUCGCUCUGGCCAACAUGCUCAGAGAGAAUAGAAGUAUCACCACGCUAAAUAUUGAAUCCAAUUUUAUCACAGGAAAGGGGAUUGUUGCAAUAAUACGCUGCCUCCAGUUCAAUGAGACACUCACUGAGCUCCGCUUCCACAACCAAAGGCACAUGCUAGGACACCAUGCAGAAAUGGAAGUGUCUCGUCUCCUCAAGGCUAACAACACCCUUCUGAAGAUGGGCUACCACUUUGAAGUCCCUGGGCCUCGGAUGGUGGUCACCAAUCUCCUCACCAGGAACUUGGACCGUCAGCGGCAGCAGAGAAUGGAGGAGCAGAAGCUCCAGCAGAUGAAAGAGCAAAGAAAGGUCAUGGAGAUGUAUAAGAACUCUCUGGACUUGCCCCCUGGCAUGUUGGAAAUGCUAGGCAACUACAUACCAUUGUCCCUAUUGCAGGGUUCUGAUAAUGGGGCUGAGGAGAUUCCUGAAGAUUCUCCUGAACCUUCACCACAACCAAGUCCUCCUCAUCAGCUCCGCAAGACUCAAUAUCCUGCCCCACAACAGCAUCCUACUAGUUCAGACAAAGGAAACCUCUUAGAUGAAGUACAUCUAAAAAAGACUCAGAAAAGAAGGGAUCCGCUUCUGGAACUGAACACAAGGUAUGAAAGGAAAGAGGGAAGAGAUAAUGUUCAGCUGAGGAGUGUUCCUAAACAAAGAAGCCCGGCAAGAGAAGGUCUUGCAGAUGAUAGAGCCAACCUGAAAGAUAUGAUAAAGACUCUAAAGCCUGUUCCUAGAAGACGACAACCCCCUAAAGUGGAGUUAACACCACGGGAUCAGUUGCUCAGCGAGAUUCGACAGAGCAAUGUGGCCUAUCUCAAAGCGGUACCUCUUCCAAAAAUCCUGGAGUCAAGAGAAACCAGUCUCUUCUGAGCCACACACUUUACUUUAUAUAGAGAUCGCACAGAGGGACAGGGCCAACAUCAGAUUGGUCAUGGAGAGAGUGUGGUUCGUGUGGCCAAACAAUACCAUGAUGCUCCUCAAUUAAUGGAGAAAGUGGAGUGUACUGAUAUGAUUUGACCCAGGGGGUUGGGAAAGGAGAGAGCUGUACUCCUUUGGACAAGUGAACAGUAACAUAACAAUAAGCCACAACACGGUGCACUUUGAUGGGGUCCUGAACUGUAAAAUUCAACAUGCAGUUCUGUUUAUAUUAAAGAACAGGUCAUAUGGUAUUUUAAAGUGUCCUAAUAUUGUGUUGGAGUCCCCUAAAACAGGUUUAAAUGCAUCUAAGGUCAGAAAACAUUGUAAUUUUCUCAGAAUAUACAUUUAAUAUUAGAGUCAUUUGCCAAUGAUUAGGAAACAAUUAUUUCCAAGCAAGUUUGGAGCAAACCCCUCCCAUUCCACAAGCCUACUCAGCUCCGAUUGGUCAGCUGGCCAAGCCUGUUGUGAUUGGCAGAGAGAGAAGUCCUUGAGCCAGUUAAAGAGUGCUACCAUUGACAAAGCACCUUCACAUAAAACAAUAAUAUAGUGCGCAAAUCCGUUCUUAUGAUAAUGACAUAAAACAUUUAGUUUAACACGUAUGCUAGCGAAUCAUGCCUACAGCUAAAGUUUAUCUGCUAAACUGUGAACA
Carassius carassius (crucian carp) is the source of this 2820-nucleotide messenger RNA. Its product is annotated as leiomodin-3-like. Gene Ontology annotation, biological process: pointed-end actin filament capping; muscle contraction; myofibril assembly. Gene Ontology annotation, cellular component: striated muscle thin filament; myofibril. Lineage: Eukaryota; Metazoa; Chordata; Actinopteri; Cypriniformes; Cyprinidae. Gene Ontology annotation, molecular function: tropomyosin binding. Bases 120 to 2123 code for a protein of 667 amino acids. The transcript is spliced from 4 exons. The record is from RefSeq and is a predicted model, not a curated record.